Molecule: messenger RNA, 354 nt
Organism: Eremothecium gossypii ATCC 10895
Lineage: Eukaryota; Fungi; Ascomycota; Saccharomycetes; Saccharomycetales; Saccharomycetaceae
Gene: BLS1
Product: Bls1p
Exons: 1
Coding region: 1-354 (117 amino acids)
Source: RefSeq, marked provisional
AUGGAGUUGGAUCAGGACGUCAACAGAAUCAUCAAGUCUAAGACUGCCACUAAGGUUUCUGCCAUGCAGGCCGAGAUAGAAGCUAACCAUGCCUAUAUAUAUGAUGUGCAGCUAAAGAAGCUAUUACGGUUGCACGACGAAGAGCUGCAGGAACGUUGCCAUACGCCGUUACGAAAGCUUUACGCCAAGUACAGUAGCCGAGCGGAGGGCAACCGGGACCUCCAGACCUGGGCAGAACACGUUGAGAGGGACCUGCGCCUGCUGGAAACCACGCUGAGGCUGGUUCGCGAGGGGAAAGCACAGGACACAGAACAAGCUCCGGGCAAAGGGGACAGAAUUUUUCGUUCCGAUUAA